AGAAGCAACCCUCAUCUGACCAGAUCUGAAGGGAAGCAGCACCCUCCGAGCAUCCCAAAUUUUUGAGAGAAAACGUUUUGACGUCAGUUGAACAAGCUUUUAAUCCUAUCUGAAUUUCACCCGAAUUUUCAAAAGUUAUCUUUUGAUUUACAUUCCAAAUUCUUGGUGAAUCAUGGAUAGUGGAAGAGAUAAAACAUCUUUGAAAGGCUCCCAGACCAAUGUCACUGAAUCUGCCCAACCUCUGUUGGAGACCGUGAGUGGUGUUGGGGACGCCCCUAGGGGAACUCCUGAGAGGGAGAGAACCGAGGGAGCAGAGUCCACCUUGCAGAAAGGAUCCAGCAGCAAGGACAUCGCUGAAUCUGGGGAAGCAGGGAGUCGACGACUGCGCCCUCUCACCUGCAUUGACAGCUUUACAAGGAACAUGAACUUGUUGGACAGAGAUUCACUUCAUAUCAAUGAUCACAUCAACGUUUCUUUUGAGGAAGUUCUGGCUGAACCUCGUGUCAACCAGAGUUUUGAUCAAAUUUGGAGGUUCGCUUACGUCCUUUUUGCGGGAACGAAAUUGUGGGCUUAUCGAGUUCUGGCUGCUGUUUUUGCCGUCCCAUGCGGCCUCCUGUGGGGUUUAAUAUUCUCCCUGCUCGCCGUGGCCAGUGUCUGGCUCAUCACCCCGGCAAUGAAAGUGGUUGAAGUUCUCCUCCAAGUCGUAAUAAGAGUCUGGGGUGGGGCAGUCCGAGCAAUUUUGGAUCCUGUGUUUCAAUCAGCUUCUAUACUGGUGAAUGCAGCAAAGAAGGAAAGAGGUCCGCCUUACAUUCAAGAAAUUGCUUAGUUCUCUUCUUUAAGUUUACCUACUUUGCGUCAAGUUUCUUUCUUUUAAAAAGUUAUUUUCUACGAAUCUAUGCCUAAUGCAUUAGAUUUGUAAUUUUUUAAAAUCAAAUUUAAACAAUCCACAAUUAUUUUACGGUAUCUGAUUUACCGUUACUUUUGUCUUACUUUGUUCGUAUAGUUUAUUUUAUAACUAGGAUAGAUGUAUGAUUUAUUUGAGUUUUUAAUAUUCUGUCGAUGUUUAAAUCAAAAAUAUGAAACAGAAAUUAUAUUUUGAAAGCUUUUGAAUUGAAUUUAUUUGGGACGAAACAGUAUUGUUACAGUAUUCUCUACUUAAAUUUCUAUAUUAAUAAUCAAAUGCAUUAAUUUAAUUUUAAUAUUAAUUGUGGAAAAAUUGAAAGUUUUUCUUAAACAUUUUACGAAAUACUCUUAUUUACGAAACCUUUCUGUGCAUCAGUUAACGCACGAAAUGUUGCGCAUGGUUGAAAAUACGUUUUAACAUGCAUCUGCAUUGACAGCAAUAUUAUAUUCAAAAAUCUAUCAAGCUAUUUUUCAUGUUCAGGUCGCAAUAUUUACAUUCGAUAACUCUGCUGUUCCUUUCAUGAUCAAGUAUCAUUAAAUGCAAAAUUAAUUCACUUGAAAAAUAAUCUCUACACAUCGAAACAUCUGACUUCACAGUACAUUUGUAAGAUUCAGAACGCACAAAUCGAACGUUUUGCUUUUAAUGUGAACCCAAUAUCCAUGUAAAUAAAGAGUAACUCGAUUUACAUUUGUUAUGAAAGUUAAUUGCUUUUAACAAAACAUGAGGAACGUAUUACAGGAAAUUCACUCGUUUCGAAUCAUUGUAGUUAAAUUACAAAGCGUUUGGCAUCACUUUUUGCAUAAGGAGCUAUGCGCAUUGCGCACUUCAACUUGCGCAUUUAAUUACAAAGUGUUUGAUUUCAUUCCUUACAUACGUAAAGAGAUUUUCUCUCAUGAAUAAGGAUUAAUUAACACUUAUCCAUUAAGAACAUUUACUUUCAUUAUAUACACCAACAAAAUUUUGUGGGAAAAAAUUACUUUGAAACUGUUCUACAUUAUUAAAAGCUUAAGUAUAAAGUAAACAACCGAAAAAGUAAAACAUUGCCAAAAAAAAAAAAAAAUCCACCUUAGAAACAGUAGGAGAUACUGUGUCAAAAAAUGAUUUUUAGAAGAAUAAGAAAAUUGAUCUGAAAAUUAAAAUAAGUAUCUUUUAUGAAACCUUAGUAAGGUAUGUGUCCAUCUUUCAAAGAUCUAAUGUCUACAUCUAGCUCUAGCAUCAGUUGCGCAUACUCUUGUUCAGAUAAUCUUGAAAAAAUUGUGGUAGAUUCGAACACUCCUAUCUAAUGCCACAAAAAGGUUUUCUUUGCUAAGCGGUGGUGGAUUGCGUUCUAUGCGUUUCCCACGCAUUCCAUGGAUAUUCUUUGGGAUUAAGAUCGGGUGAUCAUGCAGGCCAACUCCAUGACUUAGUUGUUUUUCACGUGGUUAUAUAUUCAUGAAUCAAUCGUUUAAAUAUAUUACCCGUACUUGGAAAUUAUAUCAGUUUCAUUUGGUCUAUCUAAAGAAAUACAAGUCUUUUUCUGAAACGAACAGUUUUAUGAAUUCUUAAUUUAUUGACUUUAAAGUGAUUAAUUUUUCAUCCUGAGAGCAACGAAUCAUGACAAUGUAAUGUCUCAAUGACUCUUUAAUUUUUUAAGAACAUCAUAAAAAUGAUAUUUAAUUAAAAAUAAACUUGUAAUUUAUUAUAUUGAAUAGCUCGAAAAUUAUUUAACAACUUAACCCGAUUCUUAUUUACAAGUAUUAUUACUUUGCGUGAAGCAAAACAUAGAUAUCGGAAUAUAAUUUUCAACUGCUAUUAAGUACUUAAAAAGCAUGUUUACUUAUUUUAAAGUUUCAGAUGAUUUAAUUUAUGAAUUCUUUACUAUAUCUAAUGAAUAUAAGAGCAGUAAUCUGCACUUAUUUUAUAUUCUUUUUAUGAAAAUUUGAGAUAACUUUACUAUUUGAUGUAUUUUAAGCUGUUAAUAAUAUUUUUUCUGUACAUGCCUGUAUUAUACCAUUUUUAUGUGAAAGAUCAUUUUAUAGCAUAUAUGUUUUCAAGAUUGCGAUUGUUUUACACUAGUUCACUUGUAAAUGAAUCAUCUUUUUUUAUUACCAUGGGACCAAGGCAGGACCCUGGAAGUAGGGCUUAAUUUAAAAUUCAGUCCCAUUUUUAAAUUUAUAUAUGGAAAUGCUCAACCAGUUUAAAUUUCCUUCAAUUAUAUACAAAUAAAAGUCGAUAUAGUUUUUUAUUCUAAAGCAAAAACAAUGCUUUUAUAAUGCAUUUAAUAUUUAUCAUUAAAUGUUUUGGGAUAAAGUUGAUUAAAAUAAAGAGUGCUAUUUUAUUUCUUUUAUAAACUUAAAGAUAUAUAUUAACAGAAAAGAAAGACAAAACAACUCACGAAAAUUUUCUACUUUAAUACAUUAAUGGUUCACAUAUUUAUAAAAUUUUAUUCGUUUAAAUCGAGAGGUGAGUGCUCUGUAAAUGAAAUGCUGCUACUCUUAAUGAUGAUAAGAUUCAGAUGAAUAAAAAAACUGAAUUUCUAUCACUUGAUGCAUUUCAUCUUAAGUUCUGGUACAUGCGAUCUUUCGAAAUAUUUUAAAGCAAUGCAUAUUUUGGCACCUAUACAUAAGAAUAUGUAUUAAUGCAGAAUGUUAUUUACUUGUUAGCAACUAUGGCCAUCAGACGUGCGUCAUGCCGAAGAAUGUUUUAUGACUUAUUUCAUACAUUUGAUGGCAUACUCAGAAAACCAUCCACAUUUUUGAGAUUUGGUGCGCCACUACAGAAAGUCCAUGUGAUAAGGGUACUUUCAUUUUAAAUUUUUAUGGCAAUUAGAGUAUUACUGCAACAUAGUUUUGCAUAAGAAUUAUGCCUUUCUUUAUUGCGUCGAUGGUUUGCAAAAUCUUAGUCUUUUUUGUUGAAAUGAUCUAGUCAGGCAACAACGCCAUUAUUAUAUAGUGUUUUAGUGUUUUAUAUGAGAUUUUUUACAAUCGACAUUUCUUUCAAAUUUAUAUGAUGUACCCAAGUUUUUUUAGGCAAUUGGAUAUAAAGAAACACCAUUUUUCGAUAAUAAUUCAUCUUAGUAAUUUUGACCACUUUACUCAUACAGUGCUCAUUCUAAAGAGUGUCCCCAAAAUUAACCCAAGAUUUGAAUUUGCCACCUGGUCAUGCAGCAAAGUGUUGGCAACCCUAUUAAAAAACCAUUUGACAGUUGAUAAUUUAGGGUUAGUAAAAAAUGGAGUAGUACAAUGUGUUAAUGCAAGAUUGGAAUUAAAUAAAAAAAAAAAAAACAGUUUUUUCUUUAAAUUAUUAUAUUUUUAUUGAAUUGUAAAGUGCACAGGAUAAGGUUAUGGAUGUGUUGUAUGGAAUAACACAUAGGUCAAAUGGUUUCCAUGGCUUUCCUGGCACAUACGCACUCUUUUGUCGAAAUUUUCAAUGACCAUUUUGCAUAAAUGUGUCUGAAUUCAAUUGAUGCAGGGUUGAAUUACCUCCUCAAUGCACGCGUGAUUGUGGGCUUGUUGGCGUAGACCUUUGACUUCAAAUAACCCCAUAAAAAUAAAUCCAGUGGUGUUAAAUCGCACGAUCUAGGGGGACAAGUCUCAAAUUUUUUGAGCUGUAUUCGACAGAUUCAUUAUUUUUGAAAUAUUGUUCAACAAUGAAAACGCGUUGUUCUAUGGAGUAAUGCUCCAUUUUUACUAACUCAAAACUAUCAGCUGUCAAAUGGAUUUUUUUAAAUAUUGUUGACAACACUAUACGGCACAUGGAGGCAAAUUCAAAUCUUGCGGUAAUUUUGGGACACUCUUUAUAUGCCCGUAAAAGUACUUAUUAAUCUCAUUCAUGUUUCUUACUAACUACACUGUAGAGGAAUUGUAUUUGGAAAACAACAGUCUUAGAAUUCUUAUUAUAUUUCAACGUAUAAUUUUUAUCACUAUUUCUUCAUAAACAUGAGCUCAUUUAUAUAAACUUUCAUUUUUUAAAGGAUAUUAGAAAUAAAUACCCAUUUUUUUUUCUGAAAAUUAAGAAUUUAAUUUCUAAUUUUCCUGAACUGUGUUGACUUUGUUUGAAUAUGUUUACUCUUUAAAAAUGUAAAUAGUUUUAAUUAAUUUGCAUGUCCAUAGAUUGAUGUAAUUCACUUCAAAUACGUGUUUUAAAAUACGUGAAUGUUUUAAGAUUUAUUUCACUUUUUGUGAUUCGCUUUAAGAAAGUUUGAUUUUUAUUUUUAUCUGAUAUUUAAUAGCUAUAUUUUAUUUAUUACUCAGAUAAUAAUACGAUGUAACAACACAUCAAGGUGUUGGGAAGAAAUACUGACAAGGUAGUGAAAUAUUCAUAAAUCUGCUACUUAUUAACUCACAUUUUGCAACAUUUUAAGAUUGAGUUUCUGUGAAUAUCUUUGUAGUUUUCAUAAAUGUAGAUGUAUUAAAAUGUUGUAUUGAUAAUAUAUGCUUCUUAAACUGCAUUGAAGUGCUAUAAGGCCUAAUGCUUACCCAUGUGUUCAGAUAUUUGUAUCAAUAUUAAUGUCUGUGAUUGUUUAAACUUUUAGUACACGAAACGCAAUGUUUCUACAGAGGCCGGUUUGCAAUAUAUAUACAAUUGUAAUAUAAAUUUUUAAAAAUAUCGUAUGGUUUAAUAAAUGUUUGCUGAGUUUAGUAAACUUUAAAGUAACAUUAAAAUUUUUUUUCUAUACUUGCAUGAAUUUUGGAAAUGUAUUAUUACGAUGUAUCAUUGGAUGUUUUGGAUACGCUUGAUAUUACUACGAUAAGCAUGUUUCGUAAUGAUACUCACUGACUUAAUCUGUGUACUUUAGUACUGUUAUAAUGUAUAUUUCUGAGAAAAAUCUCACUUUUAUUGAUAUAGUAAUAUGAUAUUGCAUGUAUAAAUAAUACUAUGAUGUGAAAAUGUAUUUGAAUUUUUAUAACAUUUUGUGUAAAGUGUAAAGCUUCGUAAGAAAUCACAAUGCAAGAAAUUGAAUACUUCAUCUACUUAUUUGGUGUUUUAAUGCUCAUAUUCAUUAUAAAAAUUUAAAAAAGUUGCAUUCAAAUACCAUACCAGAUAAACUGCUUAUACCCUGGUUGCUCAUUUGUUUUCCAAGAGUGUAUUAAUUGUUGUUUUCUAUGGCAGCAUGAAAAAGUGUUUAUCAUUUCUAUUAAAAGCGAAAACUCGAAUUUUAAUAAAAUUAUUUCAAACACACUCAUGCAUGUUUUAAAAUUUUGCAGUAUGAACUCCAGAGAAAAUAAAUUUAUGGAUUUUAAUUUUUCCAAUUCAGACCUCCCAUAAACUGUGUAGAAAAAAAGACGGUCAUAAAAGAGAGAGAGAGAAUUAAAUUUAAUAUUUGCAUUGAGAUAAUAUAUGCACACACACACACAUAUAAACAUACAUACACGCACGCACACACGCACAUAUACACACACAUACACGUACACACACACACACACAUACACUGACACACACACACAUACACUGACACACACACACAUACACGUGCACACACACAUACACGUACACACACAAACAUACACGUACACACACAAAGAUACACGUACACACAAACACACAUACACAUGCAUACAAACACACAUACACAUGCAUACAAACACACACACAUACAAACACACACACAUACAUACACGCACACAUUCAUACAAACACACACACACAUACAAACACACACACACACACGUACACACACACACACACACACACAUGUACACACACAUACAUACACAAAAAACAUACACACACAAAUAUACACAUACACAUACA
Molecule: messenger RNA, 6637 nt
Organism: Argiope bruennichi
Lineage: Eukaryota; Metazoa; Arthropoda; Arachnida; Araneae; Araneidae
Product: caveolin-1-like
Exons: 5
Coding region: 173-826 (217 amino acids)
Biological process (GO): caveola assembly
Cellular component (GO): caveola
Molecular function (GO): molecular adaptor activity
Source: RefSeq, a predicted model, not a curated record